Messenger RNA from Papilio machaon (common yellow swallowtail), 3179 nucleotides. RefSeq lists its product as uncharacterized. NCBI's taxonomy places the organism in Eukaryota, Metazoa, Arthropoda, Insecta, Lepidoptera, Papilionidae. The record is from RefSeq and is a predicted model, not a curated record. The transcript is spliced from 20 exons. The coding region runs from base 144 to 3125 and encodes 993 amino acids.
UGACGAUCGGAUGUGUGUGCUAACGUGGUAUUUUUUUAAUAAAAGUUUCUUUGUGGCGUUUUUUGUGCGAUCGAGGACAUUUGAUAGUUUGAGGUAAACUAAACAAGAGAGAUGUGCGAGUGUUAAAAUAGUGUACUACAAAAAUGGCAUCAUUCAAAGAAAAAUUAACUUUAGUGUUAGUAAUAUCUAAUAUACUAAGCCUAUCCCUAUGUGACAGUGAAGUCGAGAACUAUGCAAUAGACAGUGACGUCACACGUGACGUAACAGACGAACGUUACAACAAACAAAUAGACAGUGAAACAGAAGAAAAAUUCAACACAACCGAAGACAUAAUUGAAACGAAUCAAAAGAUAAACAAUACGAAUAAAAUAGACAUAGAAAUGGAAUACGAAAUAGACACACCAGAAGUAAACAUAACAGUAGAAACAACAACAGCUGUGAUAGACAUACCAGAAGCAUUAGGUCUUAAGACAUUUGCGAAUGUAGAUUACGAGUACAGUCAACCGAAUAAAAAUGUAGAUGACAAAAUCGAUAGUUUAACUGAUGCUGACGGUACUGACGUCACAGAAGCGGGUUCGUUGUCUACAAUAGACAAUAAUGUUUAUAAAUUCAAAGACAUUGUGCCUGAGGACAUGUAUUCGAGUCACAGCGGAAGGGAAGAUGAAGUGACAGAAACGACAUCGAGUGCAACUACCAAAGGCUUUGACGAGACAGUCACUAAUGAAAACCAGCUCAGCAGCUCAGGACAGAGGAUACCAAAGACUGAUAAUUCCGAAGCCAAACAGCCAAUAGACAAACGUAACAAUGAUGCUAAACCUCGCUCCACGGUUCACACCAGCAAGAAAUCCACUCUAAGAUCCUGGUUGGAAGACACCUGGUUACGACCGCCCGCUGGUAUCCUAGUACCAUUAAGACCGAGGGCACUACAACGUGCACUAGAUGUCUGGAAAGAUCUAACCGCUGAUGGUUCAUUGAAGAUGACAGAUAUUGUUAUCGUCGGAUUUGAUUCGAAAGGUAUCAGCUGGAGAUCCCGUCACAAUUUGCAGGCAAGCGGAACGUCCGAUGACAAAACCGUCGCAGAUGCUAUUACCAAACUCAUCAUCAAGUAUCAGGGCGUACGACCUGAGUCAGCUAGUGAUGGGACGUUACGUGCACUGGCAUCAGCAGCCAAACUGGUACCAUAUGACAGUGCACUCUUCCUCAUAACUGACAAAGAAGUGGGAGAUCCAUUGAAACUUCCUCUAGCAUUGAGAGCACUGGUGGAGAAGAGAUUGAAGGUGUACACAAUUUGGACAGACCCACAUUAUCCAUCAAUUGAAUCUGAGCUGAGUCUUGUUGAACUGAGAAAUAUCUCCACACAUACAGAAGGAGAUGUAUUACCUUAUUCUUUACAAGCUACGGAAUUAGAGAAUGGUAUACCACCAGUAGCUGAACUACAGCAAUGGGAACCUCUAGCCGAAGCACAGUUGGGACCGAGGCGGGCAAGAUUACGUCAAAUCGAAGAGGACAGUUUUGAUACGCUGUUGAUAUGGAGGGGAGGAGGUGAAGCUAUAUCUCUGGGUAUACCUGUGGAGGCAGGCGUCACCGCACUAAGGAUCCUGAUAGAAGGGGAUGUAGAUCAUGCAGCUCUCUUCCCACCUAAUGAGGCGCCUCAGGUGGACCUGUUCAAUGAGACAUCAGUGAAGCAGUUUUCAACAUCAUCCAGGACUGACGGAUUGGUCCCAAGAGAUGUCUACCUAGCAUUCCCUGGUGCUCCACAAAUAGACGUAUUGUCAGUCGUGCCCGUGACUCCAACUAUGGCGGACGUGCCGAAUGACCUGGUCGGCGUGUGGCAUCUCAGCGUGCGCUGCGACAGCUGCGAUUACAGACUGAGCGUCUUCGCAAGGGCGAGAGUACAUUUCAGAGCUGAGGUUUACGAAGAUUCGCUGAACCUUCGGGUAAUAGGUCCAGUAGCAAGCGUCCGAGAGUCAUCGCUAGUUGACGAGUAUGGCACCGAAUUGGCUAAACUACCUUUCAGCUACCCUGCAUCAUCAAACACUAAUCCGGCUCACAUAAACCUUGUGACUGAAAUAGAAGAGGAGGUCCCAUUGCCCAAACUCAAAGUAUCAAGAGUAUACGCGAAAAUAUUAGGAAGAAAUAUACAAGGGGAUCCCUUCAUCAGAUUCUCAGGACCUAUCGACCAAGAGAUCGAAGUAAGGAACGGCAGAUCUGCUGUCAUCUUUCCAAACUCCAACAAUGAUUUAGAGGGGGUAGAAGAAGAAAAUAUAUACAUGCAUAAAAUGCGCUUGAAUGAGACAAACGCAAUACCUUAUGGUCGAAUAUCUAGGGUAGUUCAACAAGGUACACUUGUGACAGCACUCAUGAUAGGACUGGGAUCAAGGCUUUACGGAUCACCGGGUGAUAGUCUGCAGUUGCAAUUCGAAGUCAGUAACUAUCGAGAACAAGCCGUGAGAUUCACUUUUGGAGCGACCGGAGAACUAAGAUUCUUGAGGAGCAUAGAACCUACGUCACAAACAAUACAAUCAGGACAGACCGUCAAUGUGAUAGUUAACUUAAUCAUCUCGACCGCAGCACAGCCAGGAGUCAGAGAUUUCAUCACUUUCACAGCUUAUGGUUUGGAUCAGAUAUCAAUUUCGGCGUACGUCUACGUCGUUAGUCCUAAUGAGAGUCAAGUGGAUACAUUUGCGCCUGAAGUGAGACACAACUUCCAAGGACAUUGUAUUGGAAGAAUGCGCAAUGAUUGUGCAGAAUAUACUUGGUCUGCUACUGUAUUCGCGAGGGAUAGUGGAGGUCUACUUCGUAUCACAUCAACACCACUAGGUCUAAUGGCUGCACAAGACAGGACAUUUAUAUCUGGCACUAGAGAGGAAGUGGUCACCGUAUACCGAUCAACAUGUUGUAGUACGAGGGUUGUUGUGAACGCUGUAGAUAUCUACGGCAACACAAACAGCUAUACAAUGGAUAUAUCCAAUUACAUCACAGACGCUGGUAUAGCAGCUAUAGUUCUUGGUGUAUUACUGAUCAUUGCUUUGUUAGCCAUAUUAAUAUUCCUUAUAACUUGGUGCGUUAGGAAACGUAAAUCUUCGAGAGAACUACCUUCAUAUGCUACUAGAAAUGUUACCUAAGUUCAUUUAAAUUGUAUUUAACACAUUGUUUUUAAUAUUCACCACAUAUUAUAA